GGCCCCGCCUCGGCUGGCGGCAGGCAGCGGCUCGGCUGCGUUCGGCUCCGCUCGGCUGGGCUCGGUUCGGCGGCUCCCGCCGGGGCCCGGCCGCUGCGCCGUGCUCCCAGCGCCGCCAAUGAAGGCAGACGCGAGCGGUGGCGGGGCCGUGGCCGGGUGAGACUGAGGCGGCGGGCCGGCGGUGCGGAGCGGCUGUCCCGUCCCGGCGCAGUCCGCGCCCUCCCGCACGAUGUCAUCGCAGGGCAAGUUCAAGAAGGACAAAGAGAUCAUCGCCGACUACGAGGCGCAGGUCAAAGAGAUCCGCAGCCAGCUGGUGGAGCAGUUCAAAUGCCUGGAGCAGCAGUCGGAGUCGCGGCUGCAGCUGCUGCAGGACCUGCAGGAGUUCUUCCGCAGGAAGGCGGAGAUCGAGCUGGAGUACUCGCGCAGCCUGGAGAAGCUGGCCGAGCGCUUCUCCUCCAAGGUCCGCGGCUCCCGGGAGCACCACUUCAGGAAGGAGCAGCAGCUGCUGUCCCCUGUCAACUGCUGGUACCUGGUGCUGACGCAGACGCGGCGCGAGAGCCGCGACCAUGCCACGCUCAAUGACAUCCUGCUCAACAACGUCAGCGUGCGCCUGGCGCAGGUGGCCGACGACGUCGUCAGGCUCUUCAAGAAGAGCAAGGAGAUUGGCCUGCAGAUGCAUGAAGAGCUCCUGAAGGUCACCAAUGAGCUCUACACGGUGAUGAAGACCUACCACAUGUACCAUGCCGAGAGCAUCAGCGCCGAGAGCAAGCUGAAGGAGGCGGAGAAGCAGGAGGAGAAGCAGUUCAACAAGGCAGGGGACAUCAGCGUCAACCUGCUGCGGCACGAGGAGCGGCCCCAGCGCAGGAGCUCCGUCAAGAAGAUUGAGAAGAUGAAGGAGAAGAGGCAGGCCAAGUACUCUGAGAACAAGCUGAAGUGCACCAAGGCCAGGAAUGACUACCUGCUGAACCUGGCCGCUGCCAACGCCGCCGUCAGCAAGUACUACAUCCACGACGUCUCCGACCUCAUCGACUGCUGUGACCUGGGCUUCCAUGCCAGCCUGGCUCGGACCUUCCGGACCUACCUGUCGGCCGAGUACAACCUGGAGACAUCUCGGCACGAGGGGCUGGACCUGCUGGAGAGCGCCGUGGACAGCCUGGACGCGCGCAGCGACAAGCACACGCUGAUGGACCUCUGCAACCAGGUCUUCUGCCCCCCGCUCAAGUUCGAGUUCCAGCCCCACAUGGGCGAUGAGGUGUGCCAGGUCAGUGCCCAGCAGCCGGUGCAGACCGAACUGCUGAUGCGGUACCACCAGCUGCAGUCGCGCCUCGCCACCCUCAAGAUCGAGAAUGAGGAGGUGCGGAAGACGCUGGACGCGACGCUGCAGACGCUGCAGGACAUGCUGACCGUGGAGGACUUCGACGUGUCCGACGCCUUCCAGCACAGCCGCUCCACCGAGUCCCUGCGCGCCGCCGCCGACGCCUACAUGAGCAAGGGCAGCCUGGCCAAGAGGAGAGCCAAUCAGCAGGAGACGGAGGUCUUCUACUUCACCAAAUUCAAGGAGUACCUGAACGGCAGCAACCUGAUCACCAAGCUGCAGGCCAAGCACGACCUGCUGAAGCAGACCCUGGGAGAAGGUGAAAGAGCCGAAUGCGGAACAACCAGGCCCCCCUGCCUGCCCCCUAAGCCACAGAAAAUGAGGAGACCUAGGCCCCUCUCAGUCUAUAACCAUAAGCUCUUUAACGGCAAUAUGGAAGUCUUCAUUCAGGACUCUGGCCAGGCCAUUCCUCUGGUGGUGGAGAGCUGCAUUCGUUACAUCAACCUCUACGGCCUUCAGCAGCAGGGCAUUUUCAGGGUCCCUGGCUCCCAGGUCGAAGUCAAUGACAUCAAGAAUUCCUUCGAGAGAGGUGAAGACCCCCUGGCUGACGACCAGAAUGAGAGGGACAUCAAUUCCGUGGCUGGGGUGCUGAAGCUGUACUUCCGGGGGCUGGAGAACCCUCUCUUCCCUAAGGAGAGGUUUCAGGAUUUGCUCUCUACAAUAAAGAUUGAGAAUCCCACUGAGAGGGUGCACCAGAUCCAGCAGAUCAUCAUCACUCUGCCCCGGGCUGUCAUCGUGGUCAUGAGAUACCUUUUUGCCUUCCUUAACCACUUGUCGCAGUACAGCGAUGAGAACAUGAUGGAUCCCUACAACCUGGCCAUCUGCUUCGGGCCCACUCUGAUGCACAUUCCAGACGGGCAGGAUCCCGUGUCCUGCCAAGCCCAUGUCAAUGAGGUCAUCAAAACCAUCAUCAUUAACCACGAGGGCAUCUUCCCCAGCCCCCGCGAGCUGGAGGGGCCUGUCUACGAGAAGUGCAUGGCUGGAGGGGAGGAGUACUGCGACAGCCCACACAGCGAGCCGGGCGCCAUCGACGAGGGUGACCAUGACAACGGCACGGAGCCACACACCAGUGACGAUGAAGUGGAGCAGAUCGAGGCCAUAGCCAAGUUCGACUACGUGGGGAGGUCCCCCCGAGAGCUGUCCUUCAAGAAAGGGGCCUCGCUGCUCCUCUACCACCGGGCAUCGGAGGACUGGUGGGAGGGGAGGCACAACGGCGUGGAUGGCCUCAUCCCCCACCAGUACAUCGUGGUGCAGGACAUGGAUGAUGCCUUCUCUGACAGCCUGAGCCAGAAGGCGGACAGCGAGGCCAGCAGUGGGCCCCUGCUGGAUGACAAAGGCUCCUCCAAGAACGACAUCCAGUCCCCAACAGAUCACCUCCUGGACUACAGCUUCGGGGGAGUGCUGGGCCGGGUGCGGCUGCGCUCGGACGGCGCUGCCAUCCCUCGGCGCCGCAGCGGGGGCGACACCCACAGCCCUCCCCGCGGGCUGGGCCCUGCCAUCGACACUCCGCCGCGGGCCGCCGCCUGCCCCAGCAGCCCCCACAAGCUGCCCCUGGGCAGGGCCCGGCUGGAGAGCCCCGAGAAGCGCCGGCUGGGCACCUUCGGCAGCGCCGGCAGCAUCAACUACCCCGACAGGAAGGCGCUGGGCGACGGGCACCCGCUGCGGCCUGCCUGCGCCGCCACCAGGCACAGCAGCCUCGGCGACCACAAAUCCCUCGAGGCAGAGGCGCUGGCGGAGGACAUCGAGAAGACCAUGAGCACGGCGCUGAACGAGCUGCGGGAGCUGGAGCGGCAGAACACGGCCAAGCAGGCCCCAGACGUGGUCCUGGACACGCUGGAGCCCAUGAAGAACCCCCCGCUGGGCGCUGCCAACUCGGAGCCCGCCAGCCCCCUGCACACCAUCCUGAUCCGGGACCCCGAGGCGGCUCUGCGCCGCAGCAGCAGCUCCACGGCCGAGAUGCUGACCACCUUCAAGCCGGCGCUGUCGGCUCGCCUGGCGGGCACCCAGCUGCGGCCCCCGCCCAUGCGUCCGCUGCGCCCGGUGGUGCAGCACCGCUCCAGCAGCAGCAGCAGCUCGGGGGUGGGCAGCCCUGCCGUCACCCCCACCGAGAAGCUCUUCCCCGGCGGCUCGGCGGACAAAUCGGGCACCAUGUAGGGCCGGGCCGCGGGCAGUGCGGCGCCCGGGGCCGGGCCCGGCCGGCGGAGGGGCAAGCCCUGCCCCGCGGAACCUCUCCGGAAGGAGCCCAGGCUGUGCCCACCCGUGGGCGCCUCCCCAGCCUGCAGACACUGGCGGCGCAGCCCUGGCAGCAGCGGGGCCGGGGCGCUGGCACUGGCGGGCAGCUGCCCCAAGUGUACAGAACCCAGAGACUCCUCAAGCAGCAGAUUUACCUCGGAACCUGGCUCUGCAGCGUCCUCUGGAGAGUGGCCUUGCUGUAGGGCUUGUUUGCAGGCACUCCGUGUGCUGUCAGGCAAUAGGAGCCCACCCUUGCAGGUCGCCCUCUGCACUCCUUGGCAUCUGACGUGAAGGAGAGGGGGAGAUAGGGCUCGGUCACUGCUGGGCUGUGAAGAGCUGGAAGCUCAGUGGGUGCCAGCUGGCUGGGCUGUCUGCUCAAGCUGAGUCCUGAGAUGCUGUAGCAUGCACGGUGAUGCCCAACCAGCAGCAGCUGGCAGCAGAACUGAGCUGUGCUCCAUCAGCAGCAGGCAAGGAGAAGGACACAGCUGCUCCCCGGGGCAUGGCACACCCUGCCUGCUGCACAGGGCCCAGGGCACGCCACGAAGAUCUCCGAUGGAAGGAGGAGCAGUGACCAAGCUCGGCAGAGCAUGAGGACAGUAACCUGCACGGCUCUGAGAAGCUUCCUGUCCCUUCCCCACACACUUCUGGGUCUCUAACCCCAGCCUACGGACAGAGGAGACCGAUGGGACGCAGAGGGCAUGGCACAGCAGCGUCCCCUGGCUGGGGUCACCCAGCAGGGUGGCAGGGGCUCAGCUGGGGUCGUGCUGCCUUGCAUGAGAGGCCUGAGCUGUACUUGCCAUAGCAGACGCGGAGCUGGCCUGGGGGGACACUUUGAACUUUGUCCUGCACCCUGUGGUGCAGCAGCUCUGAGCUUAUGCAACAGAACCUGUGCUGGGUUUGGCUCUGAGCGCUGACCCCAGAGGUAACCAACUUGCAGGAAGGGCUGGGGCAUCUCUGCUCCCUGACUGCUCUCUGCUCACUCUGCUUCUCUGUUCCUUGACUGCUCUCUGCUUCUCUGUUCCUUGAGUGCUCUCUGCUCCCUCUGCUUCUCUGCUCCCUGACUGCUCUUUGCUCUCUCUGCUUCUCCUGCAGUUGCUUCCUUCUUGUGCGUAUCUCCACGCAGUGACCCAUGGCUUCAUCUGGUCACUGUGGCCACCGACAGCCCCAGUGUGAGCCCCAAGCUCAGCUGCCCCAAAGAGCUGUGCUGAUGAUUCCCUGAUGCCCACCCUUCUGCCAGCUCUGCUCCCUCUCUGGCCCUGCCUCAUCCAGCAGCCUCCUGCCCCUGCCCAUGGCUUGUCUUUGUUCCCCACUUCAUUUUCCUCAUCUCUGCAGUGCCACCGUAGGCCCCAGCUUGUAUGCGGCCAGAGGAGCAGCUGGACUUCAGGAGGUCCUGUCUGCCCCCUGGUCCUGCCGUAGCUCCCACCUCAUCCAGGAGCUCACCUGUGCUGUGCCACAGCCAUGGGUACUUGCAGGUGCUAGGCAUAGCUGCAGCGCCACACACCUAGGGGCCCAGCCUGGUGCUGGCCCUGUGCCCAUGCAUGUCCCUGUGCCCCUGCCCCUGUGUGUGGUGCUUGCCCUGCUCCAGCACUGGGCAGUGGCUGACGACAUGUCCCCCGUAGAGGCCAGGCUGGGUCAGCUGGGAGCUGCUCCCCAGCCCCUGCACCUGGCUGGCAGCUGUACAAGUAAAGCCCAAAGCCAUGGCGGCAGCCAGAGUGGCCAGGCCAUGGGGAGCAGUUGUGUCCAUGGUGGUACUGGCAGCAUCCCUCUGGGCAGUGCUGGGGGGCAGUGGCUUUGUGCUGGUCUGCUGACACCGCUGCCAUCUGUACUUGCCCCAGCUGCUGCCUCUGGCUGCUUGUUUCUCUAACAUGGCUCUGUGUCACCUUCCCUACCCUGGGCAAACCCUGCGGGCUCGGCGUGAUGGGCAGCAGAUGUUCACCAGUCUGCCAGCCUGGGCUGGAGAGGAACCAGCACACGAGGGGCGGGGGGGAGGGGGGAAACCCAUUUGGCACCAGAGCUGGGUGUUGAUUGCCAGUAAUUCCUUCUCCUUCUUGCCCUUGGUUCCUGGAGGAUGUUCCCUUUGCCAGCCCUUUGGGGUUCCCUUCCCCAGCUGCCUUGCCAGCGGUUCAGGUUUCUCAGGGGCUCCCUGCUCCCGGGCAGGGCCCAGCUCCAGUCUCUUGCUGUUAAGUUAUUGCCUCUCCUGUCCCUUGGUCCUGUUCCAUUGUGGCUUUGUCCCAGUCCAGUUGUUUUCUCUUUAAGUGCCUUUUUGAGCACCAGAACAAAGGCCUGGGGUGGAUGUCGUGGCGCUGGAGGCAUCAGGCUUGCCUUGGCAGCGCUGCCUGGGCUGGAGGACGGCUUUGGAAGCUCUUUGUUGUGUUUUGCCCUUCAGGAGAAGCAAGCCAGGAGGUUCUGCUGAGAAUAAACCACCCCUGUGUAACUCGGUACGCCCAGAGUGGCUGUAACUGCUGUCCAGCCAAGGGCAGAGAGAUACUGUUCGGUAAGCUGCCCUGGCACCCACUGGCACCCACCCAUGUAGACAGCCAUCACUGGAACCUGCUCCUGGCUUGGGCCUGACCUCACCCCGAGCCUCCAUUACCUCCAAAGGCAUCAAGACUGUUGGCUUUGGAGAGCUCAGAGGGCUCUCCCUGGCACCUGGCCAGGCAGAUGAGGAGAGGGGUUGCUGGGAGCACCCUGCCCAAGGGCCACCAUGCUCCUGCCUCUGCCCACCCUGUGGGCAAGGCCUGGGCGUCCGGCACAGCCCCACAUGGGGACGCGGUGUCUUCAGGGCAUCGUUUCUCUGCCGUGCAGAGCAAGUGCCAGCUCCUAGCUUGGCUUCUGCAGACCCUGCUGAGUGCCCUUAGACCUGCUCAGUGUGCUCGGGGCAGCUGGGUGCUCACCUGCCCUCCCUGGGGCCUGGCGUCGCCUGGCUGGUGCUGACCCGAAGCCGUGGCACUGCAGACUCCUCAGCACUGUGCCAGGCAUGCCGGUGCCCGGGGUGGUGGUGCCAGUGCACUUUCUCCUUAGGCUGCAGCUGCCCUGGCAGGUCGUUUUGUAGCCCUGGGCUGUGUUGCUCACCCAGCAGUGUUGUGGUCUGCGCCCGGCUCUGGUCUGCUGCGGCGUGGCUGGGCCGGGCGGUCUGCUGGGGCGGGUUUGGUUGUGCCAGGAAGCCCCGGGAAGCCCUGGCUGCCCUCCUCCUCCUCUUCCUCCUCUGGUGUUGUCUCUGUGCUGUGUGGUGAGCCGCCGUUCAGCUGGAGUGUCUGAGUGGGUCCUGCCGUGUGUGCUGCUGGUGCCAUGUAGAUGAAGCCUCUGGUUGGGUGUGGACUCAUCCCCUUGAAUAAAACUGCUUCACUUUU
Molecule: messenger RNA, 6957 nt
Organism: Pogoniulus pusillus (Red-fronted tinkerbird)
Lineage: Eukaryota; Metazoa; Chordata; Aves; Piciformes; Lybiidae
Gene: SRGAP3
Product: SLIT-ROBO Rho GTPase activating protein 3
Exons: 22
Coding region: 230-3529 (1099 amino acids)
Biological process (GO): signal transduction; negative regulation of cell migration
Cellular component (GO): cytoplasm
Molecular function (GO): protein binding
Source: RefSeq, a predicted model, not a curated record